AUGUUCAUCUCCGCGAUAGGAUGCCGGGCGAGUGCUACGACUACUGUGACUGGGGCUCCCUCCGUUUUGAUUGACAUCGUGACUAUCACCAGCUUUACGCCAACAUUACCGAAACUUGGGUCCUUCCUAUUCCAAGCUCCUACAAUGUUGAUUUCAGGAGUAAAUUACUAUCAAUACCUCAACGACUAUUUCUACCCAGACGGGGACCAAGGCUGUGGCUCCUGUGGCUAUGGGGGCGGUGGCUAUGAAACGUCCGACUGGAAUGGAAAUUACAGCUACUACACCAACGGCACCACAAAGCAGAUCAACUUCGAGUCCGAGGACUACCCCAGCUACUCUACAAUCCUGUGCCAGCUACCAGGGCAAGCAGAAGCUUCUGACUGCUCCCAAUGGACCGUCGUUUUCCAGGGCUAUCUGCACGCGACUCAGAACGGGAACUAUACGAUUGCACCGGUCCUGAGCGAGGACAAUGCCAUCUUCUUCUGGGGCGGAGAAAAGGCAUAUUCCAGCUACAAGAACAAUAACACCGAUGGCAGCGUCACGUAUACGCAGCCAAGCACUUUGCCGCAUAGUUAUAGUUACUCGAUGGCGGGCGAGUUUAUGCCUAUCACCUUCAUCUAUGCCAAUGGGUACCGGCCGGCUUUGAACAGUCUUACUAUUACAAGCCAGAAUGGAACGUCGUACCCGACCGACUUGGACUUCUUUGUGCCUCCUUGCCCGAAUAGCCCUUUUGUGCCUUAG
This is a messenger RNA of Talaromyces atroroseus, 741 nucleotides long. RefSeq lists its product as hypothetical. Lineage: Eukaryota; Fungi; Ascomycota; Eurotiomycetes; Eurotiales; Trichocomaceae. The transcript is spliced from 5 exons. The coding region runs from base 1 to 741 and encodes 246 amino acids. The record is from RefSeq and is a predicted model, not a curated record.